GAUGCCCACAGCGACUGAGCACACAGGCCAAUCAGGCCUGGGCACAGGCGUAUGGCAUGAGAUCCAUGCCAGCCUAGCUCUCUCAAAAUAGCAUGGAAAAAGAAGCCGGAGUGAAAAUAAAUGUCAUGCCAUCUUCUGGAUGUCCUGGAAUAAUUUCAGUGGCAUGAACGAGUGACUACUUGUGAAUGCAUGAGACCUGCACAGAACCUAUUGAUUGCAUGAUGAAAAUGAACUAAUGGACCAUCUACUAUGAGAUUAUACCGUAGAUCUUUCACUCUCCUCCCACUCCUCAAACACAUAACCCGCCAUCGGCCGUCAAACUGUCGACAGACCGAUGCCCUUGCUGUAUCCCACAGACUCCAGCCCUUCAGGGGGCUGUCCACAGAUGGCUCCGCCCCUCAGCCCAGAAUUUGCGCAAACUCUGUCGAAGUCCUGGGCCAUGUCUACCCGCGAGAUGACACGACCAACGUGACAGCGAAAAUCUUGUCCAAAGUUGGCUGCCAGCUUCACAACCGUCCGCACCAUCCCUUGUGGCUUAUUAAAGAACGCAUCAAAGACCAUUUCUACCGUUCCUACGUGGGCCGCUCGGGAAACCCGCGCUUUUCGGUACAUGACAACCUCAGCCCGGUAGUGACGGUGGAGCAAAACUUUGACAGCCUGCUCAUUCCUCCAGACCAUCCCAGUCGAAAAAAAGGAGACAAUUACUACCUGAACCGCGCGCACAUGCUGCGGGCGCACACCUCCGCCCAUCAAAAAGAGCUGGUGAGCUCGGGGCUCGACUGCUUCCUUAUGGCUGGAGAUGUGUAUAGGCGAGAUGAGAUAGACUCCAGUCACUAUCCGGUUUUUCACCAGAUGGAGGGAGUGCGACUUUUCUCAAACCAUGAGCUUUUCGCCAAAGUGGAGAAUGGUGAGGACCUGUCGCUGUUUGACCGUGCUGGUCAGCGUACACCUCAGAAACAGGAAACACACACGCUGGAGGCUGUCAAACUCUUGGAGUUCGAUCUGAAACAGACACUCGCACGUCUGAUGCGACACCUUUUCGGUGAAGAUCUGGAAAUCCGCUGGGUGGACUGCUACUUCCCCUUCACACACCCCUCCUUUGAGAUGGAGGUGCGCUUUCAAGGUGACUGGCUAGAGGUGCUGGGCUGUGGGGUCAUGGAGCAGGAACUGGUCAACUCAGCUGGUGCUGCUAAUAAAAUUGGCUGGGCUUUCGGCUUAGGGCUGGAGAGGCUCGCCAUGGUUCUGUUCGGCAUCCCGGAUAUCCGACUGUUCUGGAGCGAGGACGAACGCUUCCUGAAGCAGUUCUGCCUGUCUGACAUCUGUCAAUCUGUCACCUUUCAAGCUCUCAGUAAGUAUCCUCCGCUCUUCAAUGACAUCUCUUUCUGGCUGCCGUCCGACGGUUACACGGAAAACGACUUUUACGACCUGCUGCGCAGUAUCGGAGGAGACCUAGUGGAGAAGGUCACACUGGUGGACAGCUUUAUACAUCCAAAGACGAAGAGAGUGAGCCACUGUUACCGCAUCGUGUACCGUCACAUGGAGAGGACUCUGACCCAGGAGGAAGUGCGGAUUAUUCAUGAAGCCAUUGAGCAGGCGGCGGAAAAAGAGCUUGGAGUGCAGGGAAGAUAUUGAAGUGAUCUUCAAGAAGCCUCCCACUUCUCAUAUUAGGAAUCACAGAUAUAGUAACAUCUCUCUUCUAACUAAUACAAGGAUUUUUAAAGCAGUUACAACUGUACUGAAUCAGGGAGUCCAUCUGGAUUUGUCUUUAAGUCCAUCCAAAAAUGUUAUUUCAGUCAUUAUUUUCUCACUCAAAUACAAAAAUUCUAAAGCACCGUAUGUGUUGUUUUUAGAUGAACUAUUUCUUUAACAAACAUUUAUUUCAAAGGAAGCAGGAUUUUGACUGUUUUGAACUGUUUGUUCUUGAUAACCCCUCUAAACCUUAUAGCACUUACUCAUACAUCAGAGUUUGGCACUCACUUCUUCAUAGCACAGUCAGGAAUUUCUUAAAGGGACAGUUCACCCAAAAAUGGAAAUUCUCUUAUAAUUAAUUAACCCUCAUGCCAGACUUUAUUUCUUUAGUUAAAUUUGAUAAAAAUUCCCAUAUAUUUUUGUUCAUGUAUACAAUGUAAAAAGUACUCGUGGUUGAGUGAAAAGGGAUGCAUUUAUUGAUGAGCCGUUUCAGCCCAAAAAUGAUAGAUUAUUUCAACCCAUGGUGGGGUCAGAUGUGACCCUGGACCACAAAACUGGUCAUAGGUAGCACGGGUAUAUUUGUAGUAAUAGCCAACAAUACAUUUGACACAUCUUUUAUGCAAAAAAAAUCAUUAGGAUAUUAAGUAAAGAUCUUGUUCCAUGAAGAUAUUUUGUAAAUUUCCUACCGUAAAUAUAUCAAAAAAUCGCAGACAAAGCUUAACUAGUUUUGAGGUCCAGGGUCACAAAUAUGAAUGUUUUCUGGGUUAAUUUAACUCGGUGGUUGGAUUCGUCCCUUAUGACCCAACCAUGGGUUGAAAGUAGUUUAGGUACCAACUUGUUGAAGCUUUAGAAUGGAGCAUGUGAACUAUUUUCAGAUUUUCAGACUAUUCCUUUAACGCACUGUCUCACUGGAAGGGCUGUGCAUUUGAUUAAACGCAAAUGUUAAAAAAGGCUUUUACAGAGACAGAUGCCUGUCAGCUGCUGGUCUCUUGUUUCUACAUUUGAAUAAAGAAGAUGUGAGGAAGCAUGUAAUGAGCUGCGGAAAUCACUAAGAAAAUUAAACCCUUUCUCAUAGUCACCCCACAAUAUAAUGUAAAGCUUAUAGUUCUUUACAGAGAAAAUAAACAAUACGGUGUUGAGGUGUGAUUGUGUUUAAUGUGUUUGCCUUUUGUUUGAAGCCAAAAUCCGCUGUGCUAGUGCAAUAAUCAAAGUUGACAGAUAUUUACUUUUUGCAGUCAUGUGCAUCUCUCCAAGAAAAAAAGAACAAAAACAUUGAUGUCAUUGAUUUUAAAUAGAUGUGCUUUGUAAGGGACGAUGCACAUCCUGCUGGAUGUUAUUGCAAGAUAAACCUUAUUAGUGCUUAUAAACCUUAUAAAGUGCUUAUUAUACAGUUACUUGCUACAUUAGUAAACAAUUGAACAGAAAAAUACUGAUU
This is a messenger RNA of Triplophysa rosa, 3124 nucleotides long. It is a transcript of the gene fars2, whose product is annotated as phenylalanyl-tRNA synthetase 2, mitochondrial. Gene Ontology annotation, molecular function: phenylalanine-tRNA ligase activity; tRNA binding; ATP binding. NCBI's taxonomy places the organism in Eukaryota, Metazoa, Chordata, Actinopteri, Cypriniformes, Nemacheilidae. Bases 250 to 1632 code for a protein of 460 amino acids. Gene Ontology annotation, biological process: phenylalanyl-tRNA aminoacylation. Gene Ontology annotation, cellular component: cytoplasm; mitochondrion. The record is from RefSeq and is a predicted model, not a curated record. The transcript has 7 exons.